AUGGUCAUGUCUGAAGCCAGCAAGGAAACCAAGGAAGGGGCACAAUCGGCAACAAUCCAGGAGUCCUCAAUUGAUGUAGAGACCGGGAAACUUCCGACCCCUCGCGCUGAAAAGGACGAAUCAACGCAACAUUCCAAUGACGAAGACAAAGAUGGUGGUCAUAUGGACGAAAUAACCUCAGCUGUGACAGUUUACGAUUGGCUCUGGGUACCAAUGCUCUUGCUAGCGCUGAUAAUCUUGGGUGUGUUUGUCUAUGCAGUGGCGGCAGGAGGUGAGAUCGACAAAGACAGCAGUGUUCGGAAAUACCCGCACAAUAUUUAG
Molecule: messenger RNA, 321 nt
Organism: Seminavis robusta
Lineage: Eukaryota; Bacillariophyta; Bacillariophyceae; Naviculales; Naviculaceae
Source: the annotation of a GenBank genome assembly